AUGCCGCAAUCCCUCAAGACUCCCUCCGGUGACACCCCCUCCAACUACUCCUUCGACCUGCUCCGCCGCAUCAACUCCAAUUCCUCCAAUUCCGAUCACAACAAGCCUGGCCUCGCUCUCUCCACCAGCACUCGCUCCAGCACCCGCUCCAGCAACCGCUCCACCCAGCCUCAGCCAGCUCAUGCCCAAAAGCGCAGCAGUGCGCCUGCUACCGAUCUCGUUUCGGACCUGAUCCGCGGCAAGGAAAUCGACGAGUUCCGCUUCAAACACCUCGGCGAUAGGAGCAGUAUGAUCGCCACCUACAACAACACCUCCAAGCAGCGCACCCAGUACUACGAGGAGCAAUUCCAGUACAAGAGAAAUGCCAACAGUAGUGUACGAGAACGAGUGCAGCGCGAAUCCCCCGUCAUUGCAGAGUUGCGAACAAAUGUCAUCGUAUGCCAACAGCCCUUGCAUUUCAAGCUCGCACGUAGCAUCACUGACAACAUGGUAGAUCAAAGAUGAGUUCACCUUGGUCACCGAUCUGUCGUACCAUCUUGCCGCACGAUACACCCGCCCAGACUCCGCCAUCAUGGUCAAGAUAGACCACAGCGCCUGCCUAGCGCUUGGAGGCACUUUUGAUCCCUGCUAUAUACUCACACUCACCACCGUCCCUUCGCAAAUGGGCCCUGCCAUGAACAAGCGCAACGCAACCCUCAUACAAUCAUUCAUGGCGGACAUCCUGAGUGUUCCACCGGAGCGAGGGAUUGUCAAGUUCUCGCCCAUACCAGAGGAGAACUUCGCGGUCAACGGCGCGACAAUGCUCGGUGAGAUUGAGAGGCAGGAGAAGCAGCAAUCAAACGACAGCGGGAGUACUGUGCGAAGAGUCUUAUCAAAUGGGAGAAAGAGCAUGCCAACAUUCAAGAAGAGUCUUCCGAAGAUACCAGCAGAGAAAGACGAGCCCCAAUCGGUGCAUGCAAAGACCACGGAAACAAAGGCGGAUUCAAAUCAUGUCAAUGGCAUUGCGAAUGGCGCCAGCGACAGCGAGAGAAGUACAAAUACGCCGCCGACACCCCCAGUUGCUGUCUUAUCGCCCGCUGGCGUCUACGAGCUGCCCACCGUCGAAAUGGGAGAGAAGACAAGACCUUCAACAUCCCAUAUUCAUACGGCAUCUACUGGAUCAAAUGGCCUGCGAAUGAAUGGGAUCUCGGAUGCUGACCUGCAGAGCCCUAAUGCGGCAAAUGGCAGGCCGCGAACUUUCUCCGGCGCUGCUAUAUCGAAACUCUCGAGCACAACACAAGACAAGCGCACAUCGGGUGCGGCGCCGGCACCACCGCCAAUCCGACACUCACGACCACCUCCUUCAUUCCUCAAGCUAGAUCCCGCCAAAGCGAAAUCGAAAGCAAGACCGACCACGCCCAAGAGCAGUACCACAGCUUUGCCGCCUAUGGAGGACAAGCCCAGGCCAAGAGACAGCUAUGUUGAUGGCGUAAUGAGCACACCGGCUACUGCCAAGGAGCGAGGCAAGGAGCCCACCAUUCUAGAGAAAUCCUCGCAGGAGAGUGGCGGGAAGCACGAGCCGACUGCGAAUACCGCGAAGCGGCGAUCCACCAUCUCCUCGAGCACAACCAAGACCACAUCACCGCCACCUAUCCCUGAGACGAGUGAGACGAAAUCUAUGAAAUCCAUGAAAGUGGGCAAGCGGAAGAGCUUCCUCUCGGCUUUUCGGAGGAGUACGGCGGCGAAUUAA
Lecanosticta acicola is the source of this 1729-nucleotide messenger RNA. The record is from the annotation of a GenBank genome assembly. Lineage: Eukaryota; Fungi; Ascomycota; Dothideomycetes; Mycosphaerellales; Mycosphaerellaceae.